CUCUUUCCCUUCUUCCAACGACUCUGGCUGUUUUCUAGAACGGCGUUGUUCCCACGCAUCCAGCUAGGAAGUCAAGGCUUGUAACACGGCCGAAGUUCCCUUUUUCAGGAACAGGUCGACUACUCGUUCCUGGGCGUGUUGCCACGACGACGAGGAAGUGCAAAGAUGCGAGAAGAUGGAACGGAGGACGGUGACGGUGACGCGGCUGCCAGUCCAGGGCGCGGCGGCUCCAUCCUUUCCGCUACAUCACCCAACGGGCGCAACCAGGUCAUCGGUCGUAGCAAAUUCAAAGUCGCUCCUCGCCAUGGCUCUGCUCACCAUGCGGUCACUCUCUUGCCUUCUACGUUCACUCGGGACUGGGAUGGCUUUGCCGGCGGGAGCAGCAGCAGCGCCCAAAACAGCCCUCACGCACCUGCUCCCUUCCGACGCGCACAGACUGAGCAUUUCGGCUCCCCAUCCUCCCCAUAUGACUCUUUUCCACCAUUCCAGAGAGCAGAGACCAGCAUCGAUUUGGAUCUGGCCACUGCGCUACGCCGACGCAUCAGCCGCCACGCGAGCUUACGGCGGAUGAGCAGUUUCGGAGGUGCCCCAAUCUUGAUUAGGCCGCCCGAAGCCUUGAAGCUGGCCAUCACAGAAGAGGGCGAUGAAGAAGAGCAUGUUGCAUCAAAUCUGCGGUGGCUGGUUUUGGGUCUCACCUGUAUGCUGCUAUUCGGAAACUACUAUGCAUACGACAAUCCGGCCGCGCUGAAUUGGCCAUUACAGAAGUACCUUGGGCACGAUUACGACACAUGGCAGUACGAAUUGAACCUGCUGUACUCGGUCUAUUCAUUCCCAAACAUGUUUCUGCCGUUUCUUGGGGGCCAGCUGGUUGACAAAUUCGACAUCAAAAAGAUACUUCUGGUCUUUUCGACAAUCGUUUGUCUUGGACAGACCCUCUUUGCUAUCGGGGUGUCGACGAAGAGCUUCCCAAUCAUGUUGACCGGUCGCGUCUUUUUCGGAAUAGGGGGCGAGAGCAUAGGUGUAGUGCAAGCUAGCAUCACCACGGCCUGGUUCCGCGGCAAGGAAUUAGCAUUUGCAUUAGGUCUCACGCUCUGUAUUGCACGAUUUGGCUCCGUCGUCAACGCCAACCUUUCUCCUCGGAUCGAGAAAAUCUGGACUUCAUCGGGGGCGGUUUGGGUCGGAGGGCUUACCUGCUACUUGUCCUUUGGCUGCGCCAUCAUCCUGGUCUAUAUAAUGGCGCAUCAUGCUCCAGACACUCCUGGGUCGCCCGGAUUGAGCACCAGCAGCCGGACUUCCUCAAAGGAAGACAUCCCUCCUUCGUCGGCUCGGAGAGGCAGCAUCCAGGAUUCCGCUACAACGCCCUUGCUUCCAAAAUCCUUAAACUGCGAUUCUCCAACGACAACGUCCAAGGAAGCUCCUGCUUGGCUUGAGGGAUUGGCGGAGAUUGCAAUGUUUCCCUGGACUUUCUGGCUCGUCUGCUUGAUAUGUGUGCUGUUGUAUGGGACGGUGGUACCCUUUAACAAUAUCGCUUCGGAUUUCUUGAUGUCGAAAUGGUUCCCGGGCGAUACACAGACCGCCGGCACAGUCAUGAGUAUACCGGACACCAUGUCCGCAGUCCUAGUCCCUAUCUGCGGUGUCUUAGUCGAUCGGUAUGGCGGCCGCGCCUCGCUCCUAGUAGUUUGCGCUCUCGUCAUUGCCGCCGUUCACGCCACCCUUGGCUUGACCCAACUGUAUCCAGUCUACCCGCUGGUGUUCCUUGGCCUCAGCUACUCCAUGUACGGCGUUGCCAUCUGGCCCUCCAUCGCGACGGUCAUUCAACACCGUGAGGACACCCUCCAUCAUGAAAAUCCGAACGAUCCACCCCCAAAGCUGCUCGGCACCGCCUACGGCCUCUCCACCAGCGCCCUCAACACCGCACUGACCGUCAUGCCCCUCAUUUCGGCACAAAUUCGUGUGUGGGGCGGGAGCUUCGUCCCCGUCGAAAUGUUCUUCGUUGCCCUCGCCCUGGGUGGUGCCGCAGCGUCAGCUGUGUUGUGGGUCGUGGAUGUCAAACACGGGUCGUUGCUCCAGAUGCCUGAGGCCCACCAGGAUGAAGAUUUCCACCAUCACCAUCGCAAACACCACGAUAGCGACGGUGAUGACACACCGCCACCGCAGUCCAUCCUCACAGACUCAAAUUACGGGGCCAUUGGACAGUCGGCGUCACCAAACUCCAGAACCUUCUCCCCAGGAUCACAGCACCGUGGCAAUGAUCUAUCGUCAUCACCAACGACAACAUCAACGACGAACGACGAUCCCACCGGAGCAGGCGUACAUCACCGCCGUCCCGUCGCCCGCUUCGCCAGCCAGCCCUUCAAACCCGGCAAAGCAUUUUGCGCCGCGCCCAGAAUCAAAACGAGAGCUAAUUUGGACGCUGUAAGGACUCCAUUUGGGGAUGCGGCAGGCGAGGCCGGUGAGGGCAGGGAGAGUGGGGACGGUAGCGUGAAUGCUACGUUUGAGGGCAUGGUCGCUAGUCCUAUGAAUGAGGACGGGCCGGGGUAGGGCGUACCCUGCAUGACAGCUUUCUUGCUAAUUUAUCGUGUACCUUCGGCUGCCUAUCGAGUAGGCAGACAUGCAGCCGAGUUGACAUUGUCCCUUACUGUCGCUUUCAUCUCCCCCUCCCAUCAUCCUCGUACUAUAAACAACUCUCGCUUCCUAAGCAUACUUUUUGGAAGAAACUCCGUAUCAGACGUGCAUCUACAACGUUCAUCUCUCCCGCUGUUCCCCCAACCAAGGCUUCAGGCAAAUCUGGAUGGGAAGAGCUUGACAUGCCUUGUACGUGGCUUCUCUAAGUGAUAGGACGUUCAUGGGCCCCUUCGGGAUAAUGACCAUCAAUAAUGAGCUUUGGGAUGCUGAUGCGAAAUCUUUUCAAGCUCCUAAGCAAGAAAAGCGAUACCUUGCGCCUGGGAG
This is a messenger RNA of Fimicolochytrium jonesii, 2949 nucleotides long. Its product is annotated as major facilitator superfamily domain-containing protein. The transcript has 3 exons. Bases 166 to 2541 code for a protein of 791 amino acids. Gene Ontology annotation, biological process: transmembrane transport. NCBI's taxonomy places the organism in Eukaryota, Fungi, Chytridiomycota, Chytridiomycetes, Spizellomycetales, Powellomycetaceae. The record is from RefSeq and is a predicted model, not a curated record. Gene Ontology annotation, molecular function: transmembrane transporter activity.